Molecule: messenger RNA, 2620 nt
Organism: Danio rerio (zebrafish)
Lineage: Eukaryota; Metazoa; Chordata; Actinopteri; Cypriniformes; Danionidae
Gene: mtx3
Product: metaxin 3
Biological process (GO): mitochondrion organization
Cellular component (GO): mitochondrial outer membrane; mitochondrion; SAM complex
Source: RefSeq, marked validated
AUGAAAACAAACAUGGCGGAACCCAUCGAGCUGCUCUGCUGGGGAGGAGACUGGGAUCUGCCAUCCGUGCAAACAGACUCCCUCACCGUGCUGGCGUAUGCAAAGUUUGCAGGUGCAGAACUUACAGUGAAGUUUGUUGACUGGACAUGGAGGACUAUUACAGCAUCUGUACCACAAAUACACUAUGAGGGAACAACGGUCACAGAGCCAACUCAGAUACUGAACUUUCUACGAAAGCAGAGAUUCAAUGCUGACUUUGAGUUGACAGCUAAGCAAGGGGCUGACACGAUGGCUUACAUCGCACUGCUGGAGGAAAAGCUGCGGCCGGCGCUGCUGCACACGUUCUGGGUGGACGCAGAAAACUAUGCUAAUCUGACGCGGCCCUGGUUCACGUCACAUUCUCCGUUCCCUCUGAACUUCUUUGUACCGGGUCGACAGGCCAGCUUGGCUCUGUCUCGUAUUCUACUGACCAAAGCAGAGUCACCGUUGCUGAAUAUUACAGAAGUAGAAGGAAAGAUCUACAGUGAAGCCAAAGAGUGCCUGAAUCUGCUCUCUCACAGACUUGGAAACUUCAACUUCUUCUUUGGAGACACGCCUACAAGCCUGGAUGCAUUUGUAUUUGGCCACAUCGCUCCUCUCAUUAAAGCCCCUCUGCCCAGUGGACAGCUUCAGAAGCACCUGAACCAGCUCGACAACCUCUGCCAGUUCUGCAACACCAUCCUUAAAAACUACUUCACUGACGCCACUGUUGAGAACAGAAUGGACUGCUCACCGACGGUUGCCCAUGAUCCUGUUGAUGCAAACCUCCAGAAACUGACACAGCUUGUUAACAAAGAGUCCAACCUUAUUGAAAAGAUGGAUGACAAUCUUCGCAGCAGCCCACAACACAGACCCCAUAGACAUGAGGCCAAACCCUCAGCCCCCGCCAGUGACAGGAACUCAACGCCUGCCUGAGAAACCCACAUUGACCUUUCCGUUAUUUAUUUAAUUUUCACUGACACAGACAUCCUUUACAAAUCAUAUUUAAAAUAUUAACUCACCAGUAAGGUAAAAAAUGAAUGCAGAUUUUUCAUGAUGCUGUUGCUGAAAUAUCAAAUUGAGUGUUGAACGACAUAAAGGGCUUGUUAAAUGGGCAUUGACCAUAACAUGGCAAUUUGUAUGUUGGACUGAGGAAUCAUAACCAUGUGGCAAUUAUGAAAUAUAAAAAGGGAAAAUAUAAUUAAAAACACAAGAGCUUUAAAUAACAGUUGAUAAGUUAAAAAUACUGUUAAAUAGACUUUGUUCAGUCUUCAUAAAUUCAUUGGAACUUUGAUUUGACCUUUACUUGCUGUUUUUUAGUGUGUGAUUCAAGUGUUGUUUUUUUAAAUGGAUCACAAUCAUUGGCUCACUUGCUUUGUUCAAAAACAGAUUAUUAAUUUAUUAACAGCAAAAUAACCCAUAAUAUUGUGUCUAUAAUGUAACUUAUGAAGAUUAACUUCUACCUUUACUGAAUUAGUUAUCGUUGUUAGACUUUUCCCAUUCCUCCCAGAUUAAAACAUCAGUCAGAGGCUUAAAAAAUGAGUUCAAUCCGUUUAAUUAAUUAGAUGAAUAAAGCAUUACAGAGCUCUGGGUUUUAGAGAACAGCAACACAGGUCCUCUCCAAUAUUUAUAGACGUCUCUCUUCAGCCCUGUCUGCGGGCACUUCAGUAAUAAAGAUCUUCCAUACAGAUUAGCCCAGCAGAAAUAGCUAAUCUGCACAGAAAAAAUAACGCAUACCCAUAACAGAGCCUACAAGAGAGUGAGCCUGGACCCCUCCCAUUUGUGAAUAUUCCUGUAAAUGAGCACACUCUGAAAGAAAACAGUUGUAACAUUUUGCUGAGAACAAGUUCUAAGGAGUUGACUUCUCGGCUAUCAGUCACACAAAGCCACAGCUGUUAAGGAGCAAAGUUAUAUGAGGUUAAACACAUCAGCAUAUGUUGUAAUUAAUUAAAAAUAGAAUUAAAUGUUUAAUUUAAGGGUAAAACUAUUAAUGCAUAGAACAAAGUUAAAAUCAUCAAGAACUUGUUCAUUGUCUGAAUGCUCUUGGAGGCUCAAUGCAUGUUUUUGUUUGUUGUUUUUUGUUUGUUUGUUUGCUGUGAGUGACAUUUCAUGAUGUCAGCUUUUACAUUGUUAAAUCUACAAUUGCAAUAUUAUCCUAUGUGAUGAAUAUUGCAAAGCCCUAAUUAGGAGUUUGUAACAGUUACUUGCGUUCACAUGGCAGGUGAAAUCUACUAUAGCACACAUGUAGUUUGGCAUUGUGCCUCAUUACAGGAUUUUUUUUUUUCUGUUUAUUCUGUUUGUGUUUGCAUUAAUGUCACUUAACACAUUCUUUAUACUUUUGGUCCAAAGGGAUCUUGAUCACCAGAUUUUGUGUACCGUGUAUACAUUUGUUGUUUUUCAUAUUCCUCUGAAAUAUUUUAUACAUGCAACGAUUGCCUUUAAAGUGCAGUGCUAUGCCAUGCCAUCUCACCUGGUGUUAUCAGACAUCCUUUGUGUUUUAAGAAAUUGUAUAUUUCCAAAUAUAACUGUGUACAGAAAUAUUUAAGUAGAUGUACAUAAAUGCAAGGCGGCAUUCUUUGAAAAUAAACAGGGUGGAAAGUCA